CGAGUUUGUGAUGAAGCCUACUUCAUUUAGAGGGGGGUCCGGAUACCCCACGAUGAGCUGCUAGGAUACUUUGAGCCUAGCUCGAAGCGUGACUGUGAACGCGGCUACACGUGCGGGAUGUGGUCCGUGCAGGAAUCUGAGCUUCAAGCCGGGAAUGUCAAAAUAUCCGCGGCGAACAAUCACCGCCGCAUAUCCCACGUACCCAUACCAUAAUCACAAUGCCACCCAAAGCACCCCUCAAUUGGGGUCUCACACCACCAUCCUUUCUUCUUCCUUCAUCAGCGCGCUCCGUCCUCCAGCAAAAUGCGCAUCAGAUAUCCUCAAGACCCGCCAUCGCAUACACAUCGAUCCGAACCAUAAAAUCCACUUUCACGCCCAAACCCGACCGCUUCGCACAUCAUCCCGCCCGAGAAGCCCUCACCAGCACAUCUACCGCAGCGCUCGAGCGAAAAGCCCACAGCACACCCCUGCGAACGGGUCUUCUCGCCCUCAAGAAGGGCAUGACAUCCAUCUACGACCCCGAAACAGGGAAGCGCACAGCAUGCACCGUUUUACAACUUGACCGUAAUGAAGUGGUUGCGCACAAACGGAGAGACCAAAAUGGAUACUGGGCGGUGCAGAUCGGUGCUGGACAAAAAGAAGCGCGGAAUGUCAGCAGGCCCAUGCUGGGACAUUUUGCGGGUGCGGGCGUGAGUCCUAAGAGGUGGGUUGUUGAAUUCAAGGUUAGGGACGAGGCAGGGCUGGGCGUUGGCAUCGGGGAGAUGGUUGGCGCGGGGUGGUUCACAAAGGGACAAUGGGUGGAUGUCAAGGCGAUAAGCAGGGGAAUGGGAUUCGCUGGUGGUAUGAAACGACACGGUUUCGGCGGUCAACCAGCAUCCCACGGUCAAUCGCUCAUGCAUCGUGGUAUGGGUUCAGCCGGAGGUUCCCAAGGUUCAGGUUCUCGUGUGCUACCUGGCAAGCGUAUGCCGGGAAACAUGGGCAAUGAGAGCGUGACUGUCAAGAACUUGAGGGUGUUACAGAUCGACGAGCAGAAUGGCAUUGUUGUUGUCAAUGGCUGCGUACCAGGACCGAAGAACCAGAUUAUCCGCGUUCAAGAUGCGAGGGGGAAGCCGUGGCCUGCUGGGCCCAUGUCAACCGCAGAACUGAAGCCAACAGAGGUUCUAGCCGAGGCGGGCGUUCCUGAUGCCACCGAGGCGACAGCCAGUGCAUAGGAACAGAGAUGAAGAGACGAAGAAGUGAACAUUGUACCAUAUCAAAGAGACAGGUGGCUCGAACUAUCUGAAUACGGGCAAGGAUUACCAUACGAUUGUGCAUACGAUAUACUUCCGGUUUGAUGAAGAUGU
Messenger RNA from Alternaria alternata, 1343 nucleotides. RefSeq names its product mitochondrial 54S ribosomal protein YmL9. The transcript has 3 exons. The record is from RefSeq and is a predicted model, not a curated record. Gene Ontology annotation, molecular function: structural constituent of ribosome. The coding region runs from base 219 to 1211 and encodes 330 amino acids. Gene Ontology annotation, cellular component: mitochondrial large ribosomal subunit; ribosome. Gene Ontology annotation, biological process: translation. Lineage: Eukaryota; Fungi; Ascomycota; Dothideomycetes; Pleosporales; Pleosporaceae.